CAGAACCGGAGUCCGGAGAUCGCAAACAUAACAUCAGUACCACUCGACUCUCAAGUCAAGGAGAACACUGCCUUAGUGUCUAGUGCCUAAUUCCACCCUCUCUCUCUCUCUCUCUCGCUCUGAGUUUCAGUCUCUGUCAUCGCCACACUAUCGAAAAGCUGUAACCAAAACCAGAAUCCCUGGAACGCCACGAGGAAGGACGGAGCACCGCCCUCUGUCUCUGACAAUCCGGCCAGAAAAAUGUCCCUCUGCUUCGAAACAAAACCCUUAGUCGCCACGUUUGUCGCCUUAACGUUGGUCAUGGCCAUCUGGAACCUCCAACCCAUCUACAACUUCUUCUCCACCACCCGCCCCUGCUACGCUACCAUUACAACCCCACCGAAUUCCUCCACCCACCAAUCUCCUUACAAGAAGUUUUCCACCUCAAACAUCGAUCCAAACAAGCGUCUCUUCCAUUCCUACGGCAACGCUGCCUCUCUCUUCGUCCAAAUGGGUGCCUACCGCGGUGGCCCUAGCACCUUUGCCGUAGUCGGCCUCGCCUCAAAACCCCUACACGUCUACGGUCGCCCCUGGUUCAAAUGCGAGUGGCUCUCCAACUCCAACUUGUCCACCAAAGCCAAGGCCUACAAAAUGCUUCCCGACUGGGGCUACGGCCGCGUAUACACCGUCGUCGUCGUCAAUUGCACGUUCUCCAUCAACCCGAAUGCCGACAACACCGGCGGCAAGCUCCUACUCUAUGCUUACUACAGCCCUUCCCCUAAACGUUACGAAAAGAUAAUCGCUUUAUCAGAAAAAUCAGGGUCGUACAAUGAAUCCAAGUACAACCCACCCUACCCAUACUCGUACCUCUACUGCGGUUCCUCCCUCUAUGGCAACCUGAGCGCCGCUAGGAUACGAGAGUGGAUGGCAUACCACGCGUGGUUCUUCGGACCGCGCUCACAUUUCGUGUUUCACGACGCAGGAGGGGUCAGACCGGAAGUGAGGGCGGCACUGGAGCCGUGGGUGCGGGCAGGGCGGGCCACGGUGCAGGACAUUAGGGACCAGGUAGAGUUCGACGGAUACUAUUAUAACCAGUUCUUGGUGGUCAAUGACUGCUUGCACAGGUACAGACAUGCUGCGAAUUGGACGUUUUACUUCGAUGUGGAUGAGUAUAUAUAUUUGCCGGAUGGGAACACAUUGGAAUCGGUUUUGCAGGAAUUUUCCGAUUAUACCCAAUUUUCGAUUGAGCAGUAUCCCAUGUCCAGUAACCUCUGCUUGAAUGAUUCCACGCAGAAUUAUUCCAAGCAAUGGGGAUUCGAGAAGUUGCUAUUCAAGGAAUCGCGAACCGGGAUUUGGCGAGACCGGAAGUACGCGAUACAGGCCAAAAACGCUUACGCCACCGGCGUCCACAUGUCGGAGAAUGUGAUCGGGAAAACGCUACACAAGACCGAGACUAAGAUCCGAUACUACCACUACCACAACUCUAUAUCGGUACAAGGCGAGCUGUGCCGGAAAUUGCUCCCUGUUUCGGCGAAAAACAAUGUUACGUGGAUCGACGACCUUCCAUACGUAUACGACGAUAACAUGAAGAAACUGGCUGAUAAGAUCAAGCAAUUCGAGCAGAAGGCGAUCGGAGCUGUACACGUGUAGAAAAGAAAUUGCGGACCAGGUUCCCAGUUCUCAGGAUCUGAUAUGAUGGAGACUGAAGUGGGCCCGAUAUGAAAAGUUGAAAACAAGUAAAAACGAAAAGGAAGGGCUUCUAAAGAUGACGUUUUCAUUUGUUUAAAUUACUUUUAAUCAUAAAAGAAAAAAACUAUUAUUGUUUUGAAUCCAAGAAAUUGUUAAUUGUUGAGCUGGGCCCGUAUGAUUUGGGCUCUGGAUGAUCUGGCUGGUCAAGUGAACAUCUAUAUAUGUCAGCAGUUAGCAAUGGAGUUUGGAUCUCCUACAUCCACAAAAGCCAUUUCAAUCUUAAAUUGUGGGCUUGUUGGGCUCAAAAGGCCUGAUUAAUAUAUGUAGUUUUG
Nelumbo nucifera (sacred lotus) is the source of this 2000-nucleotide messenger RNA. RefSeq names its product galactan beta-1,4-galactosyltransferase GALS1-like. Gene Ontology annotation, molecular function: glycosyltransferase activity. Gene Ontology annotation, cellular component: cytoplasm. NCBI's taxonomy places the organism in Eukaryota, Viridiplantae, Streptophyta, Magnoliopsida, Proteales, Nelumbonaceae. The record is from RefSeq and is a predicted model, not a curated record.